Molecule: messenger RNA, 633 nt
Organism: Habropoda laboriosa
Lineage: Eukaryota; Metazoa; Arthropoda; Insecta; Hymenoptera; Apidae
Product: zinc finger protein 512B-like
Exons: 3
Coding region: 1-633 (210 amino acids)
Source: RefSeq, a predicted model, not a curated record
AUGACGAUGUUGAAAGUAUUUUUAUUCGGCCUGGCAGUGGCCACAGUGAGGGCCUCUCAUUUUGGUUCCCUGGAAGGCCAUGGUCUCAUCAGCGAGCCGAAACUCAUCUCGCAAUCGGUCCACCUGAAGGAGAUACCGACAAAGAUCAUCAAGGUUACCAAAACUGCUGUCGUCAAGGUCCCAGUGCCGUAUCCAGUUAAGGUGCCUCAUCACAUACCCGUUCCAGUGCCUGUGAACCAUCCUAUAGCUAUUCCAUACACGAAGCUAGUGAAAGUCCAAGAACACGUGCCGGUCGAAGUGUCCAAGCCGGUCCCGAUCGCGAUCCAUCAGCAGGUACCGCUGGUGGUACCAAAGGCGGUCCCGGUACCACAGCCAAUUCCGGUUCCUCAGCCGGUAACGGUGAACAAGCCGAUCUUCUAUCCGGUACCGCACCCGAUCCCGUAUCAGGCAGCCAGCCAUUCCGAGGGUGGCGGCCUUGGAGGUGGUAUCGGCGGUGGAUAUGAUUCGGGCGAUCACGUGGGACACGAAUCAGAGAGCUACAGCAGUUACACUGUGAACGAACAAGGACACGAUCAAGUUGGCGACAGUGGACAUUUCCAACCCUCUCAGCCGGAUUACAGCCCGCAUCAUUAA